Brassica napus (rape) is the source of this 2268-nucleotide messenger RNA. RefSeq lists its product as uncharacterized. The record is from RefSeq and is a predicted model, not a curated record. Gene Ontology annotation, molecular function: zinc ion binding. The transcript is spliced from 4 exons. Lineage: Eukaryota; Viridiplantae; Streptophyta; Magnoliopsida; Brassicales; Brassicaceae. The coding region runs from base 1 to 2268 and encodes 755 amino acids.
AUGACAGAGAAAGAGAGAGAGACAAAAUCGACAGAAGAGAAUGCAAAGGAGAGAGAAGAUAAUGCUGGGGAGAGAGGGACAAUGAGGAACGAUGAAGAUGGUACCAUGGACGAAACCCAUACACAAAGUCACGACCUGAGAAGCAUUGAAGAACCGUUCGACAGUGUGAAGAAUGUUGAAGGAUCUGUUGUUGUUAGAGAUGAAAGAGGCGAAAUUGAAAGUGCUGAAACCAUGGUUGAAACAGAGAAAAAGGACUUCGAAGAAGGUUAUGAAAUUGAGUAUGAGUACGAGGAAAAGAAAAAAUCUGGGGAAAAAGAUAAGAUGGAUGAAGAUGAGGAUACUCUUGGUCGAUAUGAAUUUGAAAUCGAAGAAUCAGUCGCUGAAUUUGAGGAUGAGGAGCCAACUGAAAGAAACCAGAUACCAGAGAGUUCAGAUGACUCUUCUGAGGAUGAGAUCGAUGUGCGUGAGAAGAGAAUGAAAAGAAGAAGAAGUCAUGAUAGAUUAGCUUUGGGGAGUAGCUACUACACCUUGUAUGAGUUUAAAGAAGUUGUUUUGGAAUAUGCUUUGAGCAAGAGAAGAAACAUUAAGCAAGACAGGUGGGAUAAGACAAAAGUUUCAUUUGUGUGUGGCAUCGGUAAGAAGUGUAAAUGGCGAAUUUAUUGCUCAUAUGAUACUGAAAGUCAGAAAUGGUUGCUGAAAACGAAGUACAAGUUUCAUAGUUGCACUCCGGAUGGAAAAUGCAAGCUGUUGAAAAGUCCGGUGAUUGCAAGACUAUUUUUGGAUAAGCUGAGACAGAAAGCGGAUUUGAUGCCCGAGGAGAUUCAACAGAUUAUAAAAGAGAAGUGGAAAAUAGUCAGUACACGGAACCAGUGCCAACGAGGGAGACUUUUAGCUCUAAAAUGGCUUGAGAAAGAGUAUGAAGAGCAGUUUGCUCAUCUUCGAGGAUACGCACAGGAGAUCAUGAGAGGAUAUUGUAGGCCAAUUAUCGGUGUUGAUGGUACUUUCUUGAAGAGAGCUGUGAAAGGGGCGUUGCUAACUGCUGUUGGACAUGAUGCCAACAAUCAAAUCUACCCGAUUGCUUGGGCUGUUGUUCAAUCCGAGACAACUGAUAGUUGGCUAUGGUUUAUCAAGAAACUAAAACAUGACUUAGUUCUACAAGAUGGGAAUGGGUUUGUCAUCAUUUCAGAUAGAUCAAAGGGACUAAAAAGUGCCAUGGAGUCAGAGUUAACGAAAGCUGAGCAUAGAAAAUGUGUGAAACACAUUGUGGAGAAUGUGAAGAAGAAUCAUGCCAAGAAAGACUUGCUGAAACCGAGGAUAUGGGAUAUUGCUCGGAGCUAUACGAAGUCAGAAUUUGACUACAAUAUCAAAAAGUUAGAAGCAUACAAUUUGGACUUGUACAAUGAUGUUAUGAAGGAGCUGCCGGAAACUUGGUCUCGAUAUGCUUACAAGCUUGGAAGCUGUUGUGAAGACGUUGACAACAACGCAACAGAGUCCUUUAACUCCACCAUCACAAAAGCAAGAGCCAAAGCAUUGGUCCCGAUGCUUGAGAUGAUAAGGAGGCAAGCAAUGGUACGCAUCGCUAAAAGACACAAAAUAUCGAUGAGGCAUGAGGGGGUUUGUUCAGAGUAUGUAGCUGGUCUGCUUGCAGAGGAGAAGAAAAUCGCAGAUGAGUGUGUGACGACACCUGCAACCCGUGGAGUCUUUGAGGUCACUGUAGAUGCCAAUUCAUAUAAUGUCAACACAGUAAGGCAUACAUGUUCAUGCGGAAAAUGGCAAAUAAGUGGAGUUCCGUGUGAACAUGCUUAUGGAGCAAUGAUCGAUAAAGGUAUGAAUGUUGAUGAAUAUGUCUCAGGCUUCUUCUCUACGCAUAUGUGGCAAUAUAUUUACAACACCAAUCUAGAACCUGUUAGAGGACCACGAGUAUGGAUGAAGUCCGGUUUAGGAUUGAUAGUUGCUCCUCCUGAGCCUGAUCAACCUGGGAGAAAGAAGAAGAAGAAGCAAAAGAAGUUUCCUAGAAUAAAAGGCAAAUUUGAAUCACCAAAGAAGAAGAAGAAGAAGAAGAGGGAAGUGGAGAAGCUUGGAAGGGGUGGUCGGACAGUCCAUUGUGGUUCAUGUGGUGAGGCAGGCCAUAAUGCCAACGGUUGUAAAGUCCAUCCAAAGAAGAAGAUGAAAAAGACACACCAAACCGUGGAAGAGGGCACUUCUUCUCAUGUCCAUGAAGAGAUCAGACUUACACAGCCUACUCAAUCUACUCUAGCUCAAGACUAG